Messenger RNA from Orbicella faveolata, 2182 nucleotides. RefSeq names its product transient receptor potential cation channel subfamily A member 1-like. Gene Ontology annotation, biological process: monoatomic ion transmembrane transport. Gene Ontology annotation, molecular function: monoatomic ion channel activity; protein binding. The record is from RefSeq and is a predicted model, not a curated record. Lineage: Eukaryota; Metazoa; Cnidaria; Anthozoa; Scleractinia; Merulinidae. Gene Ontology annotation, cellular component: membrane; transmembrane transporter complex.
GAAAUAUAAAAACGUCGGGUUUUCGUUUUCGUGUGGAUGGAAAAAUUUUGAAAACGAAGCUUUUCGAAAACGAUUGGGUUACGAUAAGCACGACAUUCCCCCGCCCGAGAUUUCCUCGAACACAAAUCCGAAAUGACCGAUGAUUGUUGCGUUUUUAAAUUCCUCGGGCCUAGUUUGGACGGAAAACAUUUGAUGCGUUUUGAGAGUAAAACCACCGUUUACAAAUUCCUGCGGCGUAGUGUGGACGGAAAACAUUUGGUGCGUUUUGAGAGUAAAACCUCCGUUUACAAAUUCCUGCGGCGUAGUGUGGACGGAAAACAUUUGGUGCGUUUUCAGAGUAAAACCACCGUUUACAAAUUCCUGCCGCGUAGAGUGGACGGGGCUAAAAGUCGCGUCACAGAAUUGUCUAUUUCUACAUCCUCCUGAGAUUUCUGAAUCCAGGAGUAAUUUUGUUCUCUUUUGCAGCGGUUCUUGGAUCAGCUUGUAACCGAAACUGGAGAUCCGCAGAGUGAGAACUACAAGGUCACCUAUGAUCUUGGCCUGAUUCAAGGGGAAUACAUAGAACCAGAGACAAGAACACGAAAAAGAACCACGGAUACUGGAGAAAAGGACACACCCAAGGAUGACGUCAAAGUGAUAAGCACCGGGAAGAGAAAUGUCAAAAAAGACGAUCCACCGAAGGUUAACUCACUGGCGUUAAUAGAGACCAUGGCUAUUUAUCGACGGGAAAGAUGCCUGACACACCCCAUUAGCUUUCAUUUGUUGAACACUAAAUGGAAGAAGUUCGGUUGGAUAACAUUUGGAAUCAACCUGUUAGCAUACUUCCUGUUCAUUACACCGCUGACAACAUUAGCCGUUUAUGCGCGUGCUAAUGAGGACACGUUGUGUGGAUUUAACUCGUCCAAUCCAAACGAGGAUAAAGAUGACUAUUCGUGUACAUUAUCUAACGUGCUUGUUCAGGUGUUUAACUAUUUCGUGUUGAUCACGGCUGCAGCUCAUCUUUUGAAGGAAGUUAUUUCUCUGUUUCACCAGCGACUUUCGUACUUGGAGGAUGCGAGUAACUUCCUCGAAUGGAUUUGUUACAUAGCGUCAUUAAUUUAUGUAUUACCUCCGUGUGAUUGCAAAGCUGGGUAUAAGAAUGAAGUAGGCGCUGUUGCUUUGUUCUUUGGCUGGAUGAAUCUUAUCUUGUACUUUAGAAGGUUGUCAUCUUACGGUCAAUACGUCAUCAUGUUAUCCACAAUGUUUGUUACACUCGUAAAGGUUUUGCUUCUUUGGAUGUUGUUCAUCAUGGCAUUUGGGACAACGUUUGUAAUGUUGAUGAAAGAGGCUCCGUUCGAUACUCUCGGCAAUUCGAUGAUGACGAUGUUUGUGAUGACUCUCGGAGAAAUGAACUACCAUGACAACUUCCUUCCAUGGGAAAAACUUGCCUUUGCUACGCUCACUAAUAUUCUGUUUAUCGUGCUCGUUCUUGGAAUGCCUAUUAUUAUGAUGAACAUGCUGGUUGGUCUGGCUGUCGGAGACAUUGACAAAAUCCAAGAGAAUGCGCUUAUGGAUCGUUAUGUACUGCAGGUCCGGCUGCUCGUGGACAUCGAAAACUCUCUUCCAGCAUAUGUUAUGAAACGAGUACAGGUUUAUUCCCACACGGAGUUUCCGAACCACCCUAAGACGCUCAAACAAAAGCUGAUCGAUAACAUCGUUGGGUUUGAUAAGCCCGCAGUCAGUGUUGACGAACUAAGCAAUGAAAUGUCACCAGAGAUGUUGAAUGUCCUGGACAGAAUAGAGAAACAAGACUCUAAGAUGCAGAAAAUGUUUGAUGUCCUCAAGGAACAAACGGCGAUGAUAAAGGAAAUAAGUCGUAGAAAACAGGAACAAAAUCAAAGGGAAAAAGAUGAAGUACCCAAGGAGUCAAGCAUGAGGAGUUUAUUCGGAUUCCCAUAACUUCCUCGCCGGCGUUCGCGACAAACAUAUUAAUAUUAAUAAGGGCCUUAAGCAAUGACGACGACGACGACGCCAGGGACGAUGAGUACAAAAAAAUGAAUUUACAUUUUACCUUCGAAUUUCCUAACUAUCCGAAUCUGUUCAGUAUGCCAGCUGGUCUGAAAACCUGCUCAAACUAAAUAUGUAAUGCCAGCGAUCAACUCCAAAAAGAAAUACAAGAAAUUUGCUGUCGUGGCCUAAGUUC